CCGUUUCUUCUUCUUCAUCCUCCUCUCCUGGUCGAGCACGCAUUUCCGCACCCGUGCCACGCCAGGCCACAGCGGCCUCCGACCGCCGUGGCGCACCCCGUCCGAGUAUGAAGUACGGAGAACACUUCGAAGCGGAAUCUGUGCCGGGCUGGAGUCUACACAACAUCGACUACAACUCGCUCAAAUACCAGAUCAAGGCCCACACCAGCAAAGACCAGGCCACCGCCAUUGCCAUCCCGGGACAGCAGGACUACGCCCUCAAGCGGUUCGAGGAUGCCUUCUACCACGAACUCUGCGACCAGCACAGCCGCGUCGGACUAUUCGUCUCGAGCAAAGCCGACGAGAUCUCGAGACGCCUCCACCAUCUCUCCAGCUUAGCGCACCGACUGCUCCUGCGAUGCAACCAAGUCGGCGAGGUGUCCGCCAAGCGGCAGCGACGGCUCGUCAAGUACGCCUUGCAGAUCGAGGAGUGCGAUGAGGACGUGAAGGCGUUGAGCCGAUUCGUCGGUGCUCAGGUUACGGCCUUCCACAAGAUCCUCAAGAAGUAUAGGAAAUGGACCGGCUCGACAACCUUGAGCAGCCGGUUUAAGGAAAACGUUCUCUCCUCGCCCAAGAGCUUCACGAAGCGCGAUUUCGCCCCCUUGCGGCUGCAGUACCGAGACCUUCUCGCCACCCUAGAGGCCGCGUCUCCCGAGUUGGCCACUCUCUUGCUCUCGAGCUCCGAGUGCCAGAAGGCGAAAUCUCGAUUGACGUCCCGCAGCACGAGCCGCCGAUCCUCCCAGACCCAACCGCCAGACCCCCCGCCCAUACCCGCGGCAGGGAGCUCGUCGGCCACGUACUGGAACGAGUACGAACACGGAAGCGAGGCCGGCGACAACGACGACGGAACCUACGCCAUCUACAUCGACCCGGACGCGAGCGUGACUAUCCCUGGUUUUGUCUAUAUCAAAUCCGUAUUUACCGUUCCGAUCGAUAUGGCACGGCACUGGCUGAAGGAGCGCCGCCAGUCGCCUCCGGCCGAGACGCGGUCGCUCCUCCACGACCGCGACGAGUUCGCCGACUAUUCGAGCACCCGCCGCCAUUCCGCCACCGCCACCGUAACCGACAACGAAGGGACUGAGGACGAGUAUGCGUCGUCGCUUAACUCGAGCGUCGGCCGCCGGAAGCAGACCCCCUACUCGGCACUGCCGCCGACAGAGGAAGGUCAGGAGUACCAGCUAGCCCGGUACCGUGAUAUGAUGAUGGGAAGGGCGGCCGUGCUCGCCUUCCUCACAUCCUUUAUCCUUCUCAUCAUAUCUGGGGUUCUGAUAGCGACGGGCCGGCACAAGAUGCGGCUCGAGGUCGACGCCGGCGUCGCCGUAGGAUCCGUCACGAGCCUCUUCUGCGCCUGCAUGGGACUGGGCGUCACCAUAUACCGUCAAUUCCCCGUCGGCUGUAUGUACACCAUCACCGUCUGGGUCGCGUUCACGACCGCCUGCGUCCUCAACGGUAUGCUGCUCGUGCUCGUCGUAGGCAGCAACGACUUGUGACGCCUCGAAACAUGGUAUCCUACCCACCAACCACCGACCAACAACAUCGACAUUUCCCUGCUCCCCUCCUUUUCCGGCCCUACCUUACAUAUAAAGUCGUCUAAAUUUUC
Durotheca rogersii is the source of this 1639-nucleotide messenger RNA. RefSeq lists its product as uncharacterized. The record is from RefSeq and is a predicted model, not a curated record. Gene Ontology annotation, biological process: vacuolar transport; vacuole fusion, non-autophagic; microautophagy. NCBI's taxonomy places the organism in Eukaryota, Fungi, Ascomycota, Sordariomycetes, Xylariales, Xylariaceae. Gene Ontology annotation, cellular component: vacuolar transporter chaperone complex; fungal-type vacuole membrane. The transcript is spliced from 3 exons. The coding region runs from base 108 to 1529 and encodes 473 amino acids.